Molecule: messenger RNA, 594 nt
Organism: Plasmopara halstedii
Lineage: Eukaryota; Oomycota; Peronosporomycetes; Peronosporales; Peronosporaceae
Exons: 3
Coding region: 1-594 (197 amino acids)
Source: RefSeq, a predicted model, not a curated record
AUGUCGGACAAGGCUGUCAGUUACGACUCCGACGAUAACUCCUAUGACAACGACUCCUCCUCACCAGAGUGUGACUACACUACGUAUAUGAGUGAAGAAAUUAACGCGCCACAAAUUCGUCCAACUGCCCCAAUAUGGGCUAAUACUUCUAUCAGUCGGAAGGCCCUAUACGGACGCACGGGUUCUGAACUGGUCGAAGCCAAGUCAUACAACUACGACAUUAAUACGACCGAAGUUCACCGCAGUGCAGAUGACGAGACAUGUCUGGAAUACACUCCUGCAGCCACUUCUACGUCAGCCUACGUUUCCUUGAUAACCCCGGUUACGAUCCAAUACGACGUUGAGCGUAUGAUUCGCCUUGAACUCUUCCAGUAUGUGGACUCAUUCCUUGACAACUUGAGUGAUCGCCCUCCCCUCGAUCAGCUGGCUGUGAUUGAAGCUAACCCGGGAAUUAUACUUCCGACUAUCGCAUCUCGUGAUCGCCUGGACACUCUUGCACAUUAUCGCAUUGUUUGCCGUCUUUUAGCCCACGCCCGCCCCAGUACAACUGCUGCCUCUUCUCUACACGAAUCCACAGGCACAUCUCUUGCUUAA